This is a messenger RNA of Drosophila subpulchrella, 2325 nucleotides long. RefSeq lists its product as uncharacterized. The transcript is spliced from 3 exons. Bases 139 to 612 code for a protein of 157 amino acids. The record is from RefSeq and is a predicted model, not a curated record. Lineage: Eukaryota; Metazoa; Arthropoda; Insecta; Diptera; Drosophilidae.
ACACCUCUGCGCAUCACACUUUUUAUAUUGUUGACGAAUAAAAUUUAGUAAAUUAUUUUUACCGGGAAUAAGUACGUGUGUCCCCAGCUGAUUAGUAAGGUAUUUCUAAAAUAAGAGGUACUUACAAAGACAUUCAGCAUGGCCUGCAGUUCGUACACGAACAAAACCCUGCAGCUGAUUAAGUGCUUCUGCGGAUGCAGCGACAUGACCGUCGAAGAGGUUAAGAGGAUCUAUUUGCUGACGAAUAGUGUCCACCAGACGUUGGUGGAUCCUGAUGCCACCAGACUGCUGCGAAGGUUCAUGGAGACGAGGCGCUCCGGCGACAAGGUAGAGGCCGAGCAGUAUCUGGAUAUCUACGAGAAGUGCGCCGAGCUUCUGGCGGAGAAUCAGCGCACCUUCACCCAGGACGAGGUGGACGAACUGGUCGAUCUGGGCCUGCCCUACGAUCUCGAGCAGGAUUUGUCCAGGCGCAUGCUUAGCGCCAAUCGAACGGACAUCAAUUGCGGUCUUAAUCGCAUCCAGGGAAAAUGUCGCAACGAGAUCGAGGCCAGCAGCGAUUUCCGUGACUUCAGGGACGCAAUCGUGGCUAAGAUGCGUCGAGUGCCGAAAUGAUAUAGUCAUCGAUAUAGUGGAUCGAUGCCUUAUGUGUUCACUGUGCAACGCCUACCAAAGUCACUUGGGUACCUUUGUAGAACCGCACCCAACCUCGUUCCUCUCUGCACCUACCCCAGUGCCUUGGUGCUUCCACACCCAUUAUCCUCUCGAUCCAACACCAUAGUUUAGUCAUGGCCAUACAACGAAGAAACGGAAACCGUCCUCCUAUCUCAAUGUGGCUUCCGACACGUGCUAGAGCCCAGGCUCAUCAAACACUCACAUUCUAUUGAACCCACAGAUACGGUUUAUACCUUUUUACUUAACAUUAAAUAUGUAGUUGUUUUUAUAUUGUACGCUUUGUAAUGUUGUUACGCACUAGAGGUAGACUAAUAAAUUACCUGAUACCAAAUGCGAACAAAAUUUGUUGUCUUUCUAUUAACAUUUUCUUCUGUAAGAUCAAUCUUUUAAGAUAUACAUUCUUGAUUAGGAUUAGUCGAUCUAGCCAUGUUCGUCUGUCCCUAUGAACGCUUAGAUCUCGGUAACUAAGAAAGCUAGUAAGUUGGUAGCAAGCAUACAAAUUCUAACACUCAGUGCGCUAAAGUCUGCCUUGCGACCACAACUAAGUUAAACAGGCUUUGGUAUGGUCUGUGGUACCGCUACUCUACGCUAGGUGGCGUGGCGAUAGCAUCGAUAGUGCUCAAUGGGAAAGUCGAAAAAAUCUCCGCAACAUACGAAAGUGCUCCAAAUAUUUACAAAAUCGCAAUAUUUAUUAAAACGGGAAAACAUUUUAAGCCCGUAUAGUGAUUGAUAACACCUGGACCUUUUCCAUACAACUUUUUAUUGAUAAUGCAUCUUUGGAAACAAAAGCAUAGGUAGGCAAGCAGGUAUUCUUGGAAAAAGUAUUUAAUUUUGCUUUAAAUAAACCGAAACAGGGACCAGGCAACACUGAAUUCCUUUUGCUAAGACAUUUCUAAGGCAAGAUGUUGCUUUAAAAAAUUAUAUGUUCCAUAUAUUGAUUGAUAAGCUAUCACUGAUAACCUUUUCACACUGUUCUUUUUUCAAAGUCUUAUCUUGGAAAUAAAAGCGUUCAGUAAAAGGUAAUAUCCCGAAGAAUCGACAUCAAAUUUAGUCGCGAUGGCUUUCUCCUACUCGUACGAGGGCAGGGCCCAAAAAAUGAUAAAGUGCUUUUGCGGCUGCUCAGAAAUCUCUGUGGAGGAACUCCUUCGCAUUAAAGAUUUGAUUGGAAGGGUUAUGGACAUUCUUUCGGACCCGCCAGCCGCAAAGCUACUCCGCGAGUUCAUGGAAGAAAGGCGAUCCGGCGAUAGGAAUUUAGCCGAGCAGUACCUGGACAUCUUCGAGAAGUGCGCCCAACUAAAAGCACAGCCCACCAUAACCACGGAAGAUUUGGACGAGCUUAUCAACUUGGGCUUGCCUUAUGAACUGGAGAAGGAUCUAAAGGACAACCGAAUGGAAAGCAGGGAUUUUCUGAAUCGCAUCGAAACCAAAUGUUGCAACAUAAUUGAGGCGAGUGCAGACUUUCGUGAUUUUGAGUUAGCAAUAGCUAAAAAAGUGCAACAGGUACCGAAGGAAAUGAAAUAGAACGGGAUUUAAAAACAAUAUUCAGUCCAAGAACCAAUCACAGUUUAAAUCAAAUGUGCAAUAGCCAUAAUUAACUAACUUUUUUAGUUACUUGAUCCCAAUAAAUGUGUGUAUCUUUUACUUAAAAUCAUA